This is a messenger RNA of Marchantia polymorpha subsp. ruderalis, 3481 nucleotides long. Lineage: Eukaryota; Viridiplantae; Streptophyta; Marchantiopsida; Marchantiales; Marchantiaceae. The record is from the annotation of a GenBank genome assembly.
CUCCAUAGCCACCAAUAUUAUUAUGGCGCCAAUAUCAAAUGGGACUUCCAAUGGAGAGGAAGAUUGGACGGAAACUUGGGGGCCAAUCGCCGAACCCGACAGCAAAAAGAUAUCAGAGUGUUAUGAAGAGAAGGAGAGCAGGCGGAGGCACUUUGUUGCAUUCUAGCAAUAUGAAUCGAGCGUGCCAAGUGCCUCCAACUUGUUACACUUGUUGGUACCGUACACCGAGUUGAAUAUUCUUGAGAAAUGUUUUGAGUCGUGGAUCAGAAGUGGCAACUUCUUUCGUACAUCAAGAAGGGUCUUGGGUUUCCUGCCGCCCUUUUCGGAAGGAAGGCCUUUGUGGACGAUCCAAGGUUCGCACAAGAUCUGCCGCUUUAGAGUAUGACAAGUGGCCGACACCAUGGGCAAGCAUUUCAUCUAUUCCAUCACUAUGAUACACUUCGCUUGAGGUCUCACUAGAGCAACUUCUUCGACAUACGAUCAUAGAUAGUGCGAGGAGAAAUGAGGGUUUGUUUGAGACGCCAUGGAUUCAUCUCACCAUCUCGAGCAAUGGAAGGAUAUUUUGACUCGCGCUUGCGAAUUGGAGGCGGAGAGAAUGCGAUUGCGAGGGGAAGAGUAACCCAAUAAAUGCGCACUAAUCGACAGAGGACUGGUGCCGAAAUAUAUUUGAGGUUGAGCGAAGGGUCAAGUCCAAAGGCUCAAAGGCUUUUUCCGAACAAACCGACCUACGAGGGCCAAAAGUGCACAACCGACACCUGCGAAUGAAUGAGCUGCGAUCCGCAUUUCUGGUGACAACAGUCCAGUAGCAGUGGGAAGACUAGACUCCCCAGGAAGACGGAAACAGAGAGAUAGCGAAGCUGAGCUGCAGGCAAAUCUUGCGCUUGCAUCUCUUAGAGGCUCCCUCCCCUGCGCCCAGCAUUUCGGGAGGGAGGUCCAGAGUCUCUCAUCUUUGACGGAUUCAAUGUAACUCAGUUUGGCUUGAUUUGGCUUCCUCGACUAAGGAGCACGGUUUUUUCCGUGAGCUUGUCCUUCUUUCAUUGUCUGCGACCAUGGCAAUUGCAGCUACCAGCUGCACCAGAUUUGGUCUUUUGCCUGUGAAUGCAAAAUCUACGGAGCCAUUUCGUAGUUCGGGUUGUAUUAAUCCUCUUCCGCCCUCCUCUCGUUCAGCCGACGUCGAACUCCUCCCGAAUCAAGCCGCCGGCCUAAAACACCACGAUUCUUGCACGAUUCUUCUCAGGAGCUCUGAACUCUGUGGAGGAAGAAUUUCUUAUCCGCAGACCUCCUAUCGCCUACGUACUCAUUUGCGCUCACCUAUUACAUGCCAUCUCGGAAGACAUUCAUCUUCGUCGAGGAGAGUUUCUCAUGGGUUGGGUGCGGUUGAGUGUCAAUGGCAAUUUUUACGCACGGCGAUGGAGAUCCGUCCGAGGACGGACAGGGGUGCGGCUAUGGUUUGCAGAGGAGCCGCAGCAGCCGCCGUUGCAGAGAUUGCCACUCUGAAACCGUUCUUAGAUAAGCUCGUGUUGUUUGGGACGGUUUUGUACUACUACAUUACAGGUGUUUCUGCUGUUCCUCGUCUUCCCGAACUUGCCUCCGCAGGCAGAAGGAUUUCCUCAGCCCCAAAACUCGCUGCACCGAGUCAAAAGCCUGUGAACAAGAAACCCGCACAGCGGCAAAGGAAAGCUCGCCAACAGGUCUCCAGCGCUGAGACCUGGCACGCUUUGGACGCAAAGCUUUUCAGGGCACUGUCGCUUGAUGAAAGUGAAAGCGUUGAAGUCGAAGAACAGCAUUCUCCAAAUCCCGUGCUGAGCUUGCAGGCCUUUGCGAGAGGUCCCAGAGAGUAUCUACUCUAUACGACUCUGCAAAAUCUUCGGAAAGAGGUGGACAGUAUUACUGAAGCUGACCAAGAACUCGGUCUGUCCCAAUGGCGCGAUCUUUCACUGAGUGUCCUCUGCCGUGCUGUUCUUCCUGUUUGCACAAAUUGGGUUUCACAGGAUUUGACUAUGAUGAACUCAGAUUUAGGCAGUGGAGUAUCAGCUGCUGGACACUCUAUAGCUAGUGAAAAGAUGUCGUUAACUCAAACACGUGUGCUGGAGAGCAUGACGGACUUUCUGAGAAAUACGGAGUCGAUGCAGACCUAUUUAACGAAGAGUGGGAAAGCAGAUCUGUAUGCUGAUCUGAUCUUCUUCUUACGUUUUGGGUCAAUCAGGACGGGAGGAUGCUGUGAUUACAGGAGUUUCAGUAGAUUUGCAGGAAAAGCCCUGGAGGAUAUGGUAGUUGUAGUUGCUGAAGUAGUGGCUACACUUUUUCUUGAUAGCUGUUCCUCCGUAGCAAGUUUGAGCCCUCAAAGCGAGACAUGGCAAGCUUUUCUACUACCGUCAAUUCUGUCGACAAGAUCUUUGGAACGAUUUAGAAACGAGGUGGCAUUGAAUGGAUGGUUGAAUUUGAACUUCACAUCCGUUGCAGCGAUGUUUGAAGACCGGUUCGAUUUAUGGACAUUACAAAGACGGCCAAUUGCGUCUGUUGACAAGAAGCAGGUCAAGGAUACGAGUCCUGGUAAUGGCGAGAAGGAAAUCAAGAGAGCUGGUCUAAGACUCACACGUCUUCAACUUCCCGCGAGGAGGAGCGAUGAACUGAAGGCACUAACUGGAUGGCGGUAUUACUACAGCCUGUAUCUGGAGUUCUCUGAUGUGGUUGGCCCUAUACUGGGGAUGCUCUUCACGAGGCUUGGGGAGGCUGUAUCGUUUUUGCUUGUACGAUUAAUUGGUCGCUCGCUGGGCCUUGUUUAUCAAGGGAUUCGGCAAAGUGUAAGAUGGUCCCCGAAGUAGGCGGAAAUCAAAUAGCUAAAUAAGGAAAUGGAGAAUUUUGUACUACGUAGUUAUAUUCACAGCACGGAGAUCGCAUAGUCGCUAUGCAGUAAUAGGGAGAAUGCAUUGUUUUGGUUACUCGCAAAGAAUGAUGCUCUGUGAAGAGAUUACCCUGUUGAUUAUGUCUGAUUGUCCAUGGAGGACUCGUGCAGAGAGAUUGUAGAUAUUGCGCAGGUUGAGAUUUAGCAGCAACAGAUGCGCGACGUGUAGAGAUUGAUAUUUGAGCCACACAAGCACAUCUGACGUUUUCUUUGCAACGGUGGUCAGAGUUAUUAUCAGCAUUGAGUGAGUCGGAACUGUAAAGACUGGAUGUCCCUCUCUAGUGCCUUGCUUGGUACACGCCUAACGAGAUGCCGUAAAUAUUCUACAUGGUGCCCUGGACUACAACAUGGAUAUGAACUAGGCAUUUGGAUAUUUGGCUCAUAUCCACGAGAAGUCUCCAAAGCAAUCCAAACAGUUUUCAACAAGCUCAAAUGAGCUGGCGAUAAUUAUUUUGGUAUUGCCUACUUUAUCCUCACGUAUGUUAUAUUAUGUACUGUCGUGUUAUUGAAAACACAACAUCAGAAGAUUCUAACACGACUCACAUAAACAUGAUCUCCUAUAUAAUUGUGGCGGCA